Molecule: messenger RNA, 3383 nt
Organism: Physeter macrocephalus (sperm whale)
Lineage: Eukaryota; Metazoa; Chordata; Mammalia; Artiodactyla; Physeteridae
Gene: MYBPH
Product: myosin binding protein H
Exons: 11
Coding region: 141-1571 (476 amino acids)
Molecular function (GO): protein binding
Source: RefSeq, a predicted model, not a curated record
GCUGGGAAUCAUUUGCUUGGGGGUGGGGCAGCCCCCUGACUAUAUAAGCCUGGACCUAGGUGCCCCAGGCACCCUGGAAGCCCAGACCCUCCAGUGCUGCUCCCUGAGUUCUCCAGCCUGACCCUCCAGCAGUCCUGGCAAUGAGAGGAAAAGCCACCUGGGAAGCCCUUGCCUGUGGUCCGGAGGAGACUGCCUCUGAGUCUGCGAAUGUGCCCACCACAGAGCCCUCUGGAGAAGUGGCAGCACCGAAGUCCACCGGGGAAGAGCAGUCUCCCAAGCCACAGGAGCCUGCCCCUCAGGCGCCUGCCCCCGCAGCCUCUAAACCCGCACCUCCAAGUGAAGAUGUCCCCAGUGCCCCGCUGUUGCUGGCUGUGGAGGACGUGAGUGACAGCGCGGUGACUGUGAGCUGGGAACCCCCGGAGAGGCUAGGGAAGCUGGGGCUCCAGGGCUAUGUUCUGGAACUCCGCCGAGAGGGAGCCUCGGAGUGGGUGCCUGUGAAUUCCCGGCCCAUGAUGGUGACCCAGCAGACCAUGCGGAACCUGGCUCUAGGUGACAAGUUCUUCGUACGUGUGACUGCAGUGAGCUCUGCAGGGGCUGGCCCACCAGCUGUGCUGGACCAGCCUGUCCACAUCCAAAGGAUCAUUGAGGCCCCCAGGAUCCGCAUUCCCCGCCACCUUCGACAGACCUAUGUCCGUCAGGUGGGAGAGAUGAUUAACCUGCAAAUCCCCUUCCAGGGGAGUCCCAAGCCUCAGGCCUCAUGGACCCACAACGGUCACGCCCUGGACAGCCAGCGGGUGAGUGUGCACACCGGGGACCAGGACUCCAUCCUCUUCAUCCGCUCAGCCCAGCGCUCCGACUCAGGCUGCUAUGAGCUCACUGUACAGCUGGAAGGCCUGGAGGCCAAGGCAGCCAUCGACAUCCUGGUGAUCGAGAAACCUGGAUCCCCCAGCAGCAUCAGACUACUGGAUGUCUGGGGCUGCAACGCUGCCCUCGAGUGGACACCACCCAAGGACACAGGCAACACAGAGCUCCUGGGCUACACAGUGCAGAAGGCAGACAAAAAGACAGGGCAAUGGUUCACAGUGCUGGAGCGCUACCACCCGACCACCUGCGCUAUCUCCGACCUCAUCGUGGGUAACUCUUACUCCUUCCGAGUCUUCUCGGAAAACCUGUGUGGACUCAGUGCCUCGGCGGCCGUCACCAAGGAGCUCGCCCAUAUCCAGAAGACAGAUAUUGUUGCCAAACCUAAAAGCUUUGUUGAGCGAGACUUCUCAGAAGCCCCCUCGUUCACCCAGCCCCUGGCUGACCACACCUCCACCCCUGGCUACAGCACGCAGCUCUUCUGCAGUGUCCGAGCAUCACCCAAGCCCAGGAUCAUCUGGAUGAAAAACAAUAUGGACAUCCAGGGUGAUCCCAAAUACCGCGCCCUCUCUGAGCAAGGUGUCUGCACCCUGGAGAUCCGGAAACCCAGCCCCUUCGAUUCCGGGGUCUACACCUGCAAGGCCAUCAAUGUGCUGGGGGAGGCGUCUGUGGACUGCCGGCUGGAGGUCAAAGCCUCAGCCACACACUGAAGAGCCACUGGUGGAGGCUGUGAUGAGGAGGAAGGUGCUGCAGGCCUGAGGGUUCAGGGCAGCCAGGCCCAGAAUCAAGCUCCACGGAGGCCAGAGGUCCCCAUCUCCAUAGUGAUGACUGAUGGCUUUGCUCCUUGGUACCUGCCUAGCAGGCCCCAGGCCAGGCUUCCUGGAUACAAGGGGCCCUGGAAAGUGCAAAGAUUGGAGCGCUUCUGCAGAGAGUUGUACACUGGGCGAGAAGCACUUGAAUAAAGGUGUGUGGUGAUACAGUGCAGGGGCCUCUGUGACAAGCACCGUCAUGAUGGGGGCGGCACUGCGUCACCACGAGGGGGUGUUGAAUGCGUCACCACGAGGGGGUGUUGAAUGUGUCGCCACGAGGGGGUCUCCACCUCUGACACCAUGAGGAAGGUGCCAGUGGGAGGGGGCUCGCAGUGUCAUGGGGGUUUUCCAGACAUGAGAGUUUUUAGGAUCUCAUUUCACAUGCAGAGUUUGCUACCCAAAGAGGAUAACUGUAGGAACAGACACACCCUUCUUUGGAACCCUCGUUGCUCCAAAUGCCUCCAAGUCCCCCCUCUCUUCACUUCUCCCCAUCCCCCACCAUUGCUUUUUCUCUGUUGAGGUUGUUUGUUGCCCUCAGAUAGUGGUGGGGUACGUUCUCCAUGAGAGUUCACAGUCUUUUAUUAGUCAAGUGGCCCACCCUGGGAGCCAGGGGAUAUCCCACCUCUGAGAGAGGGAAGGGCCUGGAAUCAUGUCUGGAGUUGCUAUUCACACUUAGAACCUGGCCCCUCAUUCCUCUGUAUAAGGAGCUUUGGGCUUGGCCAGGAGUGGACCCUUCCCCAAGGGUUUAGUCUAAAGGCCUAGACUCUGCAACAGAGCCUCAAAGCCCAUGAACACUGUGCUAAGUGUCAGGGGUACUGAGGGUACCUAAAUUCUGGUAAGACCUUCCUGCCCAUACACCCAGGAGGGUAGUCUCCUCUGGCCUGACCACCCUGUCACACUUCAGCCCAGCGUGACCACAGCAGCCCACUUUCCCUUCUUCAUCCACUCCCCAGGCAGGCAGAAUACUCCCAAGAGUUGGCAUGUCUGGGGCUCUCCUCUCCAUCUGGCUCAGAGGCAACAGAGAUGGGUGUCACCUAGGAGGGCACAUGCCCAUCACCGAGAGCUGGUGGCCCAGAGGACAGGCAGUUACACUCCAAGUCUCCUACUUGGGAGGCUCGGGGCAAGAAUGAGGGCUCAACACUGUCUCCCAGUGGCUGUUUGAGGCCCACACCUACCAUUCCACAUUAGCUCCAGAGAGCUCAGAGCCCCCAGUCAGGUCCAAGGGCUAGUGGAGAAUAAAGCAAAUACUGGAAAUUAUUUCUGGACUCGCUCUUUCGGCCUCUCCCAAGUAUAACCCCAGGGCAAAGAGAGCAGGCACCCUGGCAUGCAUCAUGGCCAGGAACGCAGGGUUCUGGGAGGUGGGGACAGAGGCUCCUUGAUUCCUGCCUGUCAGUGGCUCUGGCCACCUUCUGCUACAGAACAGGAGAGAAAACAAGGCCAGGACAUCUAGUUUCUCUCCUUCCCUCCAUCUUGGCGGGGAUAUUCUCCUCUCCUUAAACUUGGUCCCAGGGCUGUACCACUACCACCUAAGACAAGCAGACUCCCCUCCCUUCCCGCCAUGGGAGCUGAGCUUGCCCUCCUGGCCCACAUGGCCCCAUGGCAGUCUCAGUGUCCCCAAGCCCCACUCAGCCUGAUGUGCUGGGCUGCCUGUGGGUUGGUCAGGCAGGUGGGGAGGCUCAAGCCACUUUCCUCCUCCCCUCAGUUUACCUCGUU